Molecule: messenger RNA, 469 nt
Organism: Spinacia oleracea (spinach)
Lineage: Eukaryota; Viridiplantae; Streptophyta; Magnoliopsida; Caryophyllales; Amaranthaceae
Product: inhibitor of trypsin and hageman factor-like
Exons: 2
Coding region: 118-336 (72 amino acids)
Biological process (GO): response to wounding
Molecular function (GO): serine-type endopeptidase inhibitor activity
Source: RefSeq, a predicted model, not a curated record
AUAUAUAUAUACAUUGCCCUAGAAAUAUAGAUAUUAACUAGCUUAAUUACUUAUCUUAUUAUAAAGAUCUGAGCAUAAAUCUAGUUUCAAAAGAAGGAGAAAGAACAAGAAAAUAAAAUGUCGACUGGAGAUUUUUGCAAAGGGAAGAACGUGUGGCCCGAGCUAGUAGGAGAAAACGGGAAGGAAGCCGCAAUAAUCAUAGAAAGAGAGAAUCCUAAUGUGGAAGCCAUCGUCUUACCGGAUGGUACCGCGGUUACAGAUGAUUUUAGGUGUGAUCGGGUUUGGGUUUGGGUUGAUUGUAAUCGGUUGGUAGUUCGUCCUCCUACCAUUGGUUAAUUAAGAAAUAAGUGCAAUUUUUUUUUCUAUUGAUUCAAAGAAUAUAUAAAGUACGUACUCCGUACUACUUAUGUACUUCGUUUAUUUCGUAUAAAUAAUAAUGCCGUUUCAAGGCUUUCAAUCAUUAAAUAAA